AUGACCAUGAGCUCGGUGGCCGAGACCCUGCUGGGCUCCGACCCCUCCAAAGCCGCGUUCCUGGAGCUCGGCCCCCCCCAGCACUACCCUCUGCACGGCCACCCCCAGCACGACCCCCCGCCCUUCCCCUCCUACGGCCGGCCCGGGCACUUCCCGUACCCCGGCGGGGCCCCCCCGCCGCCCCACGGGGGUCCCUACCUACCCUACCCGCCCCCCGGCGCCCCGCACGUCCCGGCCCCCGGGGCCAGGCUGCAGGACACAGAGGCCGAGAAGCCGCUGGCCGUGUCCAACGGGGAGCUGCGGCUCGCCGGGAAGGGCAAGAAGCUGCGGAAGCCGCGGACCAUCUACUCGAGCCUGCAGCUGCAGGCGCUGAACCAGCGCUUCCAGCAGACGCAGUACCUGGCGCUGCCCGAGCGCGCCGAGCUGGCGGCGCAGCUGGGGCUCACCCAGACCCAGGUGAAGAUCUGGUUCCAGAACAAGCGCUCCAAGUACAAGAAGAUCAUGAAGCAGGGCCCGGGUGCCCCCGACGGGGAGCAGACCCCGCACAGCGUCCCCGCCCUGUCCCCCUGCUCCCCCGGCCUCCCCCCGCUCUGGGACCUCCCCGGGCCCGGCAAGGGGCCCCCGCUGGCCCCCGGGGGCUACAUCCACAGCUUCGGGGCCUGGUACCAGCCGCAGCCGCAGGACGCCAUCCCCAGGGCCCCCAUGAUGUGACACCGCCACCGCUCCAGCACCGCCGGAUCCGGAGGGACACCGAGGCACACUGAGGGACACCGAGGGACACUGGGGGGGACGCUCUGCCGCUGCCCCCCAGGGGACUGGGAGCCCAGCGAAGCCCUGGGGGAACCCAGCGAAUGGAGGAGGAGGAAGAAGAGGAGGAAGAAGGUGACAACGAUCGGCAGGAGCCCGGGGAUGUCCUGCUCUGUCACGCUCCGCAGUGCCCUGUGCCCUGUGCGCCAUCCCAGUGGGACAGGACUCGGCCCCGGGUCCCCCCAAUCAUGGACAGGGGGCAGGGGGACCCCAGGAGGGGCUGGGGAGUCCCCGGCCCCCCGGCCUGGCUUUAUUUAUAAAUUCUGCCGGUUAUUGGUUGUGCCCCCAUUUAUAA
Vidua chalybeata is the source of this 1102-nucleotide messenger RNA. It is a transcript of the gene DLX4, whose product is annotated as distal-less homeobox 4. Bases 1 to 711 code for a protein of 236 amino acids. The transcript has 3 exons. Gene Ontology annotation, molecular function: RNA polymerase II cis-regulatory region sequence-specific DNA binding; DNA-binding transcription factor activity, RNA polymerase II-specific. Gene Ontology annotation, biological process: negative regulation of transcription by RNA polymerase II; embryo development; cell differentiation. NCBI's taxonomy places the organism in Eukaryota, Metazoa, Chordata, Aves, Passeriformes, Viduidae. The record is from RefSeq and is a predicted model, not a curated record.